AUGGCACAGGUAAAACGACAAUCGCUUAAUCUACCAAUAACACCUAGGAAAAUCCCUCCAGUUCUCGAUACACCCCAUGUUCGAUUACCACCAACAAGGAGUACACGACGAACACAAAGCUUUCGUGCUAAUGAACUAUCUCCACAUCCUAGAUCACCACUUCGAGCAGCUCAUCAGAAACAAAUUAUCAAUCAACCUCCAACACCAGCACCACCAGCGUCAAUACCGCCACCACCGUCACAACCACAGUUACGACUAUAUCGUGUGGUUCAGACUAAAUCAGACACUCGUGCGUUGCGAAAAGUAGGUACUGAUCCAGUCCAUAAAUCAGAUGUUGAGCCAACACAUAAAUUAGAUACUACUGUCGUACAAAAAUUAGAUGCUGGUGCAGCACAUAAAUUAGACACCGCUGUUGUACAUAAGUUCGAUACUGUUGCAACACCUAAAUUAGAUACUACUCCGUCGUAUAAACAUAAACUUGGCCCUGCUCCUGUGCAUAAAGCAGGUCCUGUUCCAGUACAUAAAGUAGAACCUAUUCCAGUGCACAAACCAGAUCCUACUGCAGUAUCUAAAUCAAACAGUCCAAAGUAUGAUCCACUAACUGAAUUAACCGUCAAUGCUACUACUACUGCUACGAAUGAAAGUUAUGAAAAAUCAUAUAUUAUUAGUUCAUCAAUAAAUCCAUUAUUAUAUCGUGAACAAUCAAUACAACCACCAACACAGCCAUCAACAGAGAAUCAAAAUCAACUACAAACACGCACCAAAAACGAAGUGGUAGAAGAAUCCGUUGUCAUACCAACACUUAGUUAUGAUCAUGGACUUCCAGUUGUGUCUAUUGAUAGAAAUCGUGUACCUGUUUUUGCUCGAUUUCCAUUUGAUGUAACGUUUCUGCCACGAUCGAUGGAGACUAAUGUUGAAGAUAAUAUUCAUAAGCUACGUCUUCGUUUAAUUGAAUCUGAACUUAAUCAUCAACGUCGUAGCACAGAUGAUUAUAUUAAACGAACACAAGAACACGUCCCUUUUCCGAAUUCUAUACCAACAGAACGAUAUUUACAUAAUGUCAGUUCUUCAAACAAUUUAAUGCAUCAAAUAGUUAACCCAAAACUUUCGAGCCGACAAACAUCAUACUCACAAUUAUCUAUUCAAAGCCAAAUACCGAUCGGUAAAUUUUCGGGACCAUCUCGAGAUCGUAUCGGAAUGACAAAUGGCGUUCAAGAUAAUUUCGAUAUUGAGCGAGAUUUUCAAAUACGACGACUAGAGGAUUCCUUGAAUAAUGGUCGUCAAUCAAAUCAGCAGUUGAUGAUAUCGAAUUAUGCUUACGAUCCUCGUUUACAUUUACAACCAUCUCAUAAUAUGCUAGAAGAACGACAAUAUUCAUCUUCGAAUAUGGAUGAUUUAAUCGAUUCGAUGGCUAGACGACAUUUAGCCUAUCGACGACUUGAUGCAGCAAUGGACCAUCAACGACGUGGUCCGGGAGGUUACAGUCCAUAUAUCGGAGGAUCUCCGGUGACUGGACGGCAGGCAUCAUUGUUGAGUCUACAACGACAAGAUGAUUCGUUCUACACAAAUAUGACAACAGGAGGUCAUGGUGAAACAGAUUUUAUUCGAAUGAAUUCAAAUUCGCAUAAUCAAAUGCGUCAACCAAGAAUGAACUACUACAAUCAUAUUCAACCUGAUCAUGAUGAUUUAAAUACGAGCAGUAUAAUUCGUGCUAAUUCUUAUUCAAAAUUACCUCCGAUAUCGCCCGGCAUGGAUUCGAAUCGUUUAAAUCGAUCACAAAAUCCAUCGAAUUCAGCUCUCUAUCAAGCUAGGGAAAGUGCACGCCAACAACGAAAUCAUCAAAAACCAUUAGGCUUACCUGAUCAUAUUGAACAUUUAAUUGAUUUACCAAGUGAUAUAUUUCUUCUAUCAAGGACAGAAGCGAUGGGCUCAUCUCAACAUCAUCAUCAUCACCACCACCAACAACAACAACAGCAUCAUCAGCAACAGCCAACUCGAGCAAUUAUACCUCAGACAGUCUCAAAAGAUAAAUCUGACGGUUCAGUAGAUUCUGAUGCAGAUCAAUCCGAUGUGGACAAUAAUUUGCCAAUUGUAAAUCAUUAUCAUCAUAAACAAAAAUCAAGAGUAAACUCGGAAGAUGGCCAUGAUGGUUUUUUUACUGAAGGCAUUCUACCACCACCUCAACAUCAACAACAACAACAAUUGCAACAAGCUCGAUUCCAUGUACCACUAUUUAAAAAAGUAGCAAUCGGUAUUGUAUUUAUAAAUACACUCAAACGUCGCGCUGCUAGAAGCCGAAUAAAUCGUCCAACUCAAACUUUAAGUGCAACUAUACAUAAAAUUCGCGUACAAGAAAUAAUGGUUGCAUUGCAUCGUGUUUAUCUUGAACCGGAUGGUCCAAUUUAUUAUGCACUUAUUCAAGCUAUAAGUAGUCCAAUUGAAUUGAAAGAUGCUUUAAAUGCUUCAUCGAAACAUUACCUUGGAGCAAUUAACCUUAUUGGUCAAGUAUUAAAGAAUGUUAUUUCAAAAAUUGUUGAUUUUAUGCCAAAAGAUGGUGUUCUUGGUACAGCUAAAAAUUCAGCUGUUGCAGCACUUAUUCAAGAUGGAAAUCCUUUUCCUGAUAAUUAUUUUUGGCAAUGUGAAAAGGAAAUUCUUGAAUUUAAUAAAACAAAAAUUAUAAACAUAACCAAACAACGAGCAAUACUUUUACUUAUUGGAAUUUUCAUUUUCCGAGCUCUUGUCACUACAUUACUUAUCAAACCAAUCAAAUAUCGAUUUUUACUUGGUGAAUUACCAACAAAUCAAGCAGCUAGUCUUAAAGUUCUAGCAUCGGUUAUAUUGUAUGUUGGCCGUCGAGCAGUUAAAUCCAUCUCUCAAAUACUCGCUUUGCCACAUGAAUGGGCACCUUCAUUAUAUAGCGAUACAGAUAUUGAACCAAUUACUCAACAUGCGGAGAUCAAAUCAAUUAUUACAACUUGUGAAUUAUCAUUACGUGUUUGGUGUGAAGAAUACGUUCGUCGUAUUGAUGCAAGUUUUGGUAAAGAAUUACGAACAUGA
Rotaria socialis is the source of this 3057-nucleotide messenger RNA. The record is from the annotation of a GenBank genome assembly. NCBI's taxonomy places the organism in Eukaryota, Metazoa, Rotifera, Eurotatoria, Philodinida, Philodinidae.